Molecule: messenger RNA, 2470 nt
Organism: Molossus molossus (Pallas's mastiff bat)
Lineage: Eukaryota; Metazoa; Chordata; Mammalia; Chiroptera; Molossidae
Gene: LSM14B
Product: LSM family member 14B
Exons: 10
Coding region: 137-1405 (422 amino acids)
Molecular function (GO): mRNA binding
Source: RefSeq, a predicted model, not a curated record
CCCGGCCGCGCGCGCCGCUCGCUAGCUGGUCCCCACGCGAGCUCCUCGGCGACGGUGAGGAGGUGCGGAGGCGGAGCGGACGGCGAGGCGACCGCGGGGAGGCGAGCGGGCCAGGCCCCGCCGGGAGGCCGUCGCCAUGAGCGGCUCCUCGGGCACCCCGUACCUGGGCAGCAAGAUCAGCCUCAUCUCCAAGGCGCAGAUCCGUUACGAGGGCAUCCUCUACACCAUCGACACGGACAACUCCACCGUGGCGCUCGCCAAAGUGAGGUCCUUUGGGACUGAAGACCGUCCCACAGAUAGGCCUGCCCCUCCAAGAGAGGAAAUUUAUGAGUACAUCAUUUUCCGGGGAAGUGAUAUCAAAGACAUUACAGUGUGUGAACCUCCAAAAGCUCAGCACGCGCUCCCUCAGGACCCCGCCAUCGUCCAAUCUUCCCUGGGCUCGGGCUCCUCCUUCCAGCCGCACGUGCCUUACAGCCCCUUCCGAGGGAUGCCGUCCUACAGCCAGCUGGCCGCCAGCUCCCUGCUCAGUCAGCAGUAUGCAGCUUCCUUGGGUCUAGAGAAGCUGGUAAGCCCUCCAGCCUCAGCCGCAGCCUCCAGCCCUAGCUCCUCUCCAUCUCCACAGCCCGUGUCAGAGCCUGACACGUCCUCAGAGCCACACCAGCUCACUUCCAAGGGAGCCGGUUUUCCGUCCGUCCCAGUCGGCAAGAGCCCCAUGGUGGAGCAGGCUGUCCAGACUGGUUCUCUUGAUAACCUGAACACCAAAAAGCUGUUACCCGGCGGCAAGGGCACCGUGGGGGUGCAGCUGAACGGGCGCCCGGCCCCGCCAGGCGACAAGAGCGCCAGCGAUGCGGGCCAGCCAGCCGCUGUGCAAGCGCCCGGGCAGGUGAACGACGAGAACAGGAGGCCCCGGAGGAGACCGGGGAACAGACGAACGCGGAAUCGCUCCAGGGGGCAAAGCCGCCCAACCAAUGUCAAGGAAAACACAAUCAAGUUUGAGGGCGACUUUGAUUUCGAGAGUGCCAAUGCCCAGUUCAACCGAGAGGAGCUGGACAAAGAAUUUAAGAAGAAACUGAAUUUCAAAGAUGACAGAGCUGAGAAGGGGGAGGAGAAGGACCCUGCCGUGGUGACCCAGAGUGAUGAGGCCCCUGCUGAGGAGGACCACCUGGGGCCCAACUGCUACUACGACAAGUCCAAGUCCUUCUUCGACAACAUUUCCUCUGAACUUAAGACCAGCUCCAGGCGGACCACGUGGGCCGAGGAGAGGAAGCUCAACACGGAGACCUUCGGAGUGUCGGGAAGGUUUCUUCGUGGCCGUGGAUUCCGGGGCGGAUUGCGAGGGGGCAGGGGCAGUGGCACCACCCGGCGCAACCCGACUUCCCACAGGGCAGGGACUGGCAGGGUGUAAGGAAGCGGCUGGAGCCCCUGCGGAAGCAGCAGCAGUGAGAAGCUGAGUGAGGACGCCGCGCACCUGCUGGGCAGGCGGAUGUUGGUCACUGAUCACUACUUUUGUUUUGGACGUCACGGAACUUGGACGUGGUCUGAGUUGGAGCUCGUGUUCAGGAGUUGUUCAGGGUGGCCUCUGAGGGCUCUGGGUCUUUCCUCGUUACGCAGUCUAGCCUAAAGGUUUUGGUAUUUUGAAAAAGGUUUCUAGAGCGAAAACUUAAUCCUCACUUAGACUUUUUUUUUUUUUGACAGCUUUGACUUUUAAAGUGGAACCAAAUCUCAUUUGGCCGUAACGGCAGCCGGGCACGAUCUGUCACCCAGCUGGCCUGGCGCCGCUUCCUGGCCCUCCCACUGCCACUACCGGGGUCUGGGGAGCAAGGCAGGGCCAGCCCAGGGGUGCGGGGUCAGGUGGGCCUCGGGCAGGGGUGCGGGGCUCCCGCAGAUCAUGUUGUGUGAGCAGAUAGACCACCUGAUGUCCAGGGUGGUGGUGUCAAGGUUGGGGGCUGCGGGGUGGGGUGUUCUUGGAGGCACAAGAAGGGCCCUGAACACGAGCAGGGAGCUGUUUGUUGCUCAGAGCCUGGCUUCCAUGGGAAUCGGGGUUUUGGUAGUGCCGCCCCCCCGCCCUGCCAUCCCCUGCCCGGGCCAGGCGGUGUUGGACCCCGUCACUGUUUGCGUCUCAUCCACUUGGAAACGAGCCAGUCUCUCUGCAAGCUUGGCUGACCGAGAGCACAUUCCUCUGAGUUGUAAAUAGUCGUGUUUGUUUUACAGGUGGGUGGAGGGAGGUGGGGCAUAAACUGUUGCAUGGGUAAGUGGGUCACCUUAGUACAAGCAUGCACCCCGAUGACAGGGCACCGUGGUGACAGCAGCACCGUGGUGACGAACCCCUGAGUAGCUGUAAAGAUUUUGGUUCUUUAUUGAGUUACUGUAAAAGCUUGGGUUUAUUUUUGUAGGACUUAAUGGCUAAGAAUUAGAAUGUAGCAGGGGGCUGCUCUGUUGGAGUAAUGUAAAUUGUAACGAAAAUAAACAA